AACACUUUGUGGUCGGAUGAGCCCGGACGAGUCACCGCUUCAUAGGCUUUGACGUUUUUGGAAUACGUUUAUACGAAAUUGGAAAAAUACACAAAGCAAAGCAGGACAAGGCCGGAACCCAACGUGCCCGACUAUGCCAGACUCUUCGCAGGCAGAGUCCGAGGAGGACAAGGCUCUCCUGUCGAACGACUUCGUGGUCAUGAUAGAUUGCUUGCCGGAGUUGGGGGAGGCCUUUUGCGAAAGCUCGGACGACUACGAGCUGGCCUGGCUGUGGCUCAACAAGCUGACCACCUUCGAAUGCUCCACCAUCUACGAGCUGCGGAUGCGCAACGCCUUCAUGAGCCACUUCAGCGUGUGCCUGAACCAGAAGCGGCUGACUGGGGUCUUCCGCCAGCCGCCGCCAGAGGUGCUGGAGUGGGUGGACUUUCAGGAUGAUUCUUCCCAAGAACAGGUGGCCCGCGCAUGCCGGCUGGCCACUUGCUGCGGCAUGCAGACCGCCCCCAACACGAUGCAGAUGUCCUUCGACGAAGCUCCUCGGGCUCGCGAGGCCCCCUGCUGCAGUCGCAGCCAGUCGUCCCAUGCCGCCGCGGCUAGGUCACCAUCACACUGCUCCUGCGGCAGCCAGAAUUCCCCGGAGAAGGCUUACUACCAUUCCAAUGGGGGGCGCUACUCCGCCGGACAUUCCGCUGCUACUUCUCCGGGCUUCGGGGACCCGGGGAGUUCCACGAGCGAGGAGGAGUUCAGUCGCAAAGCCUCCGGCUACACCCAGCCCGAUUCCCCGUCCAGCUAUCGCUCUAGGUCCUCGCCCCCCAAGCCCUCGUCUCGCAGCGAGCCUGCGUCCAAGUCCUUCUCCAAGGAGGACGUCUCCCACUUGCUGCAACUCAUCCGGGGAGAGCUAAGUGGGGAACCCAACUCCAAGCGGAACGACUUCCUGGAGCAGCAGCUGCGCCGGUACCGCGACUUCUACGCCCUGAACAAGCACAAGGACCCUGACUUCGACGCCCCAGUGGCCGGGGACCCCAAAUCGGAGCGCAACAUCCUGCUCCUGAACAUGCAGAAAGAUCUCAUUAAGUUGUUGUUCGAGUAGACUCUUCCUAUAUUGUGUUAAUGCCGUGUAUCCUGCGGAAAAUAAAUUUCAAAUGAAAAGGUG
Messenger RNA from Drosophila ananassae, 1150 nucleotides. RefSeq lists its product as uncharacterized. The record is from RefSeq and is a predicted model, not a curated record. Lineage: Eukaryota; Metazoa; Arthropoda; Insecta; Diptera; Drosophilidae. The transcript has a single exon. Bases 134 to 1087 code for a protein of 317 amino acids.